AUGAGACGCCGCCGCCGCCCCUUUUCCCCAGAUCACCAAGUCCGCGUUCACGCAGCCACCAAGAAAUCCCCAAAUCCCAACCCGAGAUCGAAAUCGCUCGUCGCGGCGAUGGCCGACCAGGGCUCCGAGCAGGCCAUCGGCGGCGCCAACGUCGCAGCUGCGGCUCCUCAGAAGGUGGCGCCAGGCACAGGCCUCUCUGACUCUGAGUUGGGCAAGCAUGUUGACGCGAAGGCGGAGGCCGACAAGACCAUGGGCGAGGAGGAGAAGGCCGUCCCCGAGACCGAAGGCACGGCGCCUGAUGAUCCUACAGUGGAGGAGGAGGACGACGACACAGAACAUUAUUAUACCACGGAUGAAGAACUUAAAUGGAGCGAAGAUGAGUCAGACGACGAUGAUGUUGAGUUUCAGGUGGUUGUGGACAGGGUAACCGCAAAGUACAACAGGUACAUGCAGAAGUUGCUUGCUCGCGACACAUCAGUGGUGUUCACGGAUAUUACCUUUGAUUCUGAGGGUGAAGCGGUCUAUGCAUGACCACUGUGGCUGCUCUCUAAUCCAAGGAUUAUUUGAGAUGAGCAUGUACUUUUGCUAGGUCUACCAUUGCUUUGCUUGGGUUACCCUUAUCUAUCUAUCCUCCUAUUUGUCUAUCUAUAUAAAUUAUAUCCAGUGC
Molecule: messenger RNA, 667 nt
Organism: Lolium perenne
Lineage: Eukaryota; Viridiplantae; Streptophyta; Magnoliopsida; Poales; Poaceae
Source: RefSeq, a predicted model, not a curated record